This is a messenger RNA of Spirodela intermedia, 8895 nucleotides long. Lineage: Eukaryota; Viridiplantae; Streptophyta; Magnoliopsida; Alismatales; Araceae. The record is from the annotation of a GenBank genome assembly.
AUGGUGAAGCUCUACCACCGGUACAAGCCGUCUCUGGCCUUCGGCGUGAUUGCUUCUUUAGAGGCCAACAUCUGCUACGACGGCUCAGGGAAGCUUCUCCUCUCCCCCGCUCUCGACCAGCUCGGCCUAUGGAAUCUCCGCCAGGGCGUUUGCGCCAAGAAUUUAUGCGCUUCGUCGGAAAUUCCGAGCCCCGCCCUCGCCAUAACUUUCGUCGCCUCCUCCCCCUCUACCGUAAGCCGUCAUCUAUCGCCGCGUCAGUUGUAUUCGUCCUUCUCCUCUUCUCCCUCGUAUUCUCAAGGGAUAAAUAUCUUUUGAAUGAAGGUGGCGACUGGGCACGCUGACGGCAGUAUAAGGAUAUGGGACUGCGACAGAGGUACCUGUGAGACGACCUUUAAUGGGCACAAGGGCGCCGUGUCUGUCCUUCACUACAGCCGUUCUGGCUCUCUGCUUGCUUCCGGCAGCAAGGACACUCGCAUUAUCAUCUGGGAUUUGGUCGGGGAAGCCGGGCUAUUCUCCCUCUGUGGUCACAAAGACCAGGCAUAGUUGCUCUCCUUGGGCUCUCUGUCAUUCUCUUAGGCCUUCAGAAUUUAUCUCAAUCCUUCAUUUACUUUCUUUCGUUUUGCAUCAGGUAACAGACCUCAUCUUCCUAGACUCCGAUAAGAAGCUUGCCACCUGCUCAAAGGACAAAUUCAUACGCGUGUGGGACCUAGAGACACAGCAUUGCAUGCAGAUAAUAGGUGGGCAUCAGACAGAGGUAUGGUCACUGGAUGUCGAUCCCGAGGAGAAGUAUCUGGUUACGGGCUCUGCAGACCCUGAGCUACGAUUCUACCGCAUAAAGCAUGAUACUCCGAUCAACGGACUGUCAAGUUCGCAUACAGAAAACAAAUGGGAAAUUUUGAAACAGUUCGGGGAAGUCCGGCGACAGAGCAAGGACAGAGUGGCCACUGUCAGAUUUAAUCAUAGAGGGAACCUUCUUGCUUGCCAAGCUGCGGGGAAGACUGUGGAGUUAUACCAUGUUCUGGACGAAGUAGCAUCAAUGCGGAAGGCCAAGAGGCGACUUAAGAGAAAAAAAGAGAAGGCCUCAUCAAAAGGAGUCGAUGAGGUGAAUGGGGAUGCAAAUCUUGGAACAUUCACUGCUGAGGAUUCCAAAAAUCCCACUGUUUUAGUUUCUGAUGUUUUCAAGUUUCUUCAAGUUUUGCGAGCCAGCAAGAAGAUAUGUUCCAUUGCCUUUUGCCCCCUGACCCCUAGUAAUGAUACCCUUGCUACUUUAGCAUUGUCCCUAAACAAUAACAGUUUGGAGGCUUAUACAGUGAAGAACAGCGAAGUAAUCAGAACACAUGCUAUUGAACUCCAGGGUCACCGUUCUGAUAUUAGAAGUGUUGCACUCAGCUCUGACGGUACACUUUUGUUGUCAACCAGUCAUAAUGCUGUAAAGAUUUGGAACCCAGGGAAUGGUUCUUGUCUCCGAACAAUUGAAUCCGGAUAUGGAUUAUGCAGUGCCAUAUUGCCUGGCAAUAGGUACGCUCUGAUUGGAACUAAAACUGGAGCACUAGAAAUCAUCGACAUUCAAAGCAGUUGUUGCGUGGAAGUAGUGGAAGCCCAUAGUGGUUCAAUUUGGUCGAUUGGAUUAACCCCAGAUGGAAAUGGUUUUGUGUCUGGCAGUGCUGAUCACGAUAUCAAGUUCUGGGAGUAUCAACAAGUACAGAAACCUGGUCAUGUGAGUUACAAUCAACAAAAACUAGUUCCUUGAGAUUCAAACCUUCUGCUAUGUUUUAUAUUUUCGGUUGAAUGAAAACUGCUGUCAACUGUGGAGCCGAAAUUAGAUGUAGAAUAGCAAUGCCAACUGAUCGUUUGUUUUCUCCAGUUCACUAUUUUUUUUGCUCAGCAGGGACUUCGAUUUUGAAUCACAGUUGCUUGUAGUGCACAAAUUAUCCGCUUUGAAACUCAGAUCAUUCGUUAUCAUUGAGCAAUUUCUAUAUUUUUUUUACUUUUAGAAUAUCAAUAUUCACACCUUAGGUCUUUCUGUCAUCAGUUUUGUACAUGAACAACGUUAUGAUAAAUCUGUAUUAUCUAUUCAAGCUAUCGUUGUAGGAUCAUUUUUGCCAGAAGAUGAUUAUUGCGUGUGCUUACAUGAGCAGUGUAAAAUAUACUUCUGCUUAGUUCCUCGAUUAGAUCUAGUAUUUUGCGCACUAUAUUGACAAUCCUUAUCAUGUUGAUGUAACCCCUUCAGUAUUUGACGUCAAAUUAUUUCUUUAGUUAUAUGAUUAGUUUCCAAUCAGAAUUAUUGAUUUCUUUUUCAGGGAUCUAAUCAUUUAACUGUGACAAAUGUCCGGACAUUGAAGAUGAAUGAUGAUGUUCUCGUGGUUUGUGUCAGCCCAGAUGCUAAAUAUAUUGCAGCUUCUCUCAUAGAUUGCACAGUCAGGGUUGGUUUUAAUCUUAUCAUACUUAGCUCUCUUUUUAUUAUUUUUCUCUGCUUCUUACUUCCUAUUAUACCAUUUGAUUACAAGACAUAUAAAAUGAAUGUUUACACUGUUAUUUAUGUAGCUCCUUUUUUAUGUUAAAUUAUGAUUCAUUAAUGCUUCUCGUUAAGAUGCUUGAUUUGAAGUAGGGUCUGUUAACUCCAAAUCAUUCAAUUUUGGAUACCGCUUUCCCUGAACAAUUACGCUUAUUGCUUUACAGGUUUUCUAUUUGGACUCGUUAAAGUUCAGUUUUCCUUUAUACGGCCAUAAACUGCCUGUGCUUUGUAUGGAUAUUUCAUCCGAUGGGGACCUUAUAGUUACUGGUUCGGCUGACAAAAAUUUGAAGAUAUGGGGUUUAGAUUUUGGUGAUUUGCACAAAUCUCUUUUUGCCCAUGCUGACAGGUAAUGACUUAUUAUUUCGAUAAAAAAAUUGUGUUUGGCAGCAUCUUUUUGCUAAUUGAUUGUCCUGUGGCAGUGUCAUGGCUGUACAGUUUGUACGGGAUACACACUAUAUGUUUAGUGUUGGAAAAGAUCGCCUGGUAAAAUAUUGGAAUGCGGACACAUUUGAGUUAAUUUUAACUCUUGAAGGACACCAUGCGGAAAUUUGGUGUCUUGCAAUAAGUCAUCAUGGUGAUUUUGUUAUCACAGGAUCUCAUGAUCGUUCUCUUCGGUGUUGGAAACGUUCAGAUGAUCAAUUCUCCACUGAGGUUUUUAUGCUUUUUUACUUUGACAAAUUUUCUCAUGUAGUUAGUUAAUUGUGCAUGUAUUUCUCUUAUAUUUUUCUUCUCAUUACUUUUUCAUCUCUUCAUUUGCAGGAGGAGAGGGAGAAAAGGCUAGAGGAAAUGCUUGAGUCCGACUUGGGUGGUAUAAAUGAGGCUAGCUUUGGGUUCAAACAAGAACUUCCUGAGGAGGGAUCUGCUCGUUCUUCUGCAAAGAUAACUCACGAGACAUUAACUAAAGCUGAUUUGCUAAUCGAGGCACUAGACGUUGCUGAUGUCGAAUUAAAACGUGUGGAGCAACAUGAGGUACUUCUAUUUGUUGCUUUAGAUUUUCUCAUCUACUCAUUUAAGUGAGUUUGGGAAGCUGGAUGAAUUUCCAGUAAUGCAUGCUACAAUGUUAUAUUUAUAAUUUUAAAAUGCCUGGAAUACUGGCCUUCGUGUCCUGCGGUUCUCUUUUCUCUUAUCUUAGAUAAAUGGCUAGCAUUAUCUCUUUCAUCUUAUCUUAUAAAAGUGAACAACAUCUGUAACCACUUUCUAUAGAGGAAUGACAUCUGUAGUACCUCGAAUUCUUGGCAAUGAAUUUGGUUAGUCUGCUGAUGACUGUCUGUAAGGUGGGUUUAUUUUAUCUAACAUGCAAUCGCCUUUCUACUACCAGUUGGAGGGUGAUUUGGGUUUUGUGACAACCACCCUUUAUAAUUUGAGUUAUGUGAAAUGACUGGACCUUUCUAAAAAGUUUCGGUUAUUUUCUUUACUUGUAUUUUUACAUUGUCAAACAUGCAAUCAUCUCAUGCAUGGGAUGGCCUGAUCUUGCCAUUGGCUGAAUUCCAUGGGACUUCUGUGGGAAUUUUUUUGGCUAUUUGUGUUGGUUGUGAUGCUAUGAAGAUAUUUUGAAUGCAACACCUCAUUCGUAAAUCCUUGUGUGCGUGCAUGUGUGCAGGAGGAAAUGAGACACGGGAAAGCGAGUGCACUCCAGCCGAAUCCUAUAAUGAAUGGGCUCUCACCAUCUGAUUAUGUUCUUGAUAAACUUUCCCGUAUUCAGCCCAAUGACUUGGAGCAGACUCUGCUGGUAUGCUGGUUGUUCAUCUUGCUGAUGUUUAUUCUUCCAUCUUUUUCUCACUCAUGGUCUUUUCUUUAUUGUUGCUUGGAUUUUGUUGAUUAUGGCUUGAUUUUUAUGCUAGCGUUUAGUUUGUUGUAUGUACAUCUCAUGUAUAUUAUCAGCUGUGUCAUUUGGCAUCAUAUUUGUUGUUUUAUGAUUCGUCGACGUUGAUCUCUACACAUAGUUUAGUUUGGCUAAAACAUAGAAUAUUUUGGAAAACAAUUACCCUAAAACGAGCUAUUAUUUGAUAUGGUACAUUUUUAGUUAGUGAUUCGGUCAUUUAUCCUGAGAUUAAGAAGACCAUUUAAUAAUCUAGUUCUGAACGACAAUCGAUGUUCAUUUAUUUUUAUCGUUUCAAGGAAAAUGUUUUUACACAAACAAAACAUAACUUUAUGCUAAAUCAUGCUCUCAUUCGAUUUACAAUGAACAAAGUUUUCUUUGUUGUCAUUCCUAAGAUAUAUCACGUGAGGUUAGCACAUAGGUGGCUUUUCAGGCAGCAGUUGAUAUUUCAUUUAUAAGAGUUAUUAUCUAAUUUUUUACUUCGUUUCGUUCAGUUGUUUUGCCGUUUUGCUUUAGACUAAUAAGUCACUUAAUAAAAGCUCUAUUAUGAAAAAAAAUAUUUUUUUCUUUUCUAAGGAAAAUGCUUUUUCAAAAAAAGCCAUCUAUUAUGAGCCUAAACCGUUGUCUUUAAAUUGACGCUGAACUGUUGACUUUAAAGCCAGCUAUCGUGUUUUCUAAAAUGUAUCACAUGAAACCUGAGUACCUACAUGUCUUUUGUGGAGGAGCUGCUAUUGCAGUUCGUAUGCUACUUGGCGGACGGUGGCUGUGUUACUAUUUUAAUGGGAGUUUGAUUGUGUUUUGGUAUGGAUCAACCUUCUAUCUGAUAACUUAUCUGGAGAGUAAUCCGAUUCUGCCGUUCAAUUAUUGAUACCUUGCGCUGUAAACUAUUGAGAUGGGACAAUUUUCAGAUAAUUAUUUGUUGCUAUGUGAGGUACUGAUAAACUACAGGGUGAUAUCAGCCAUUAACUGGCAUUGAGCCGGCAAUGUAUAUAAUCACAAUAUUGAACUUAUUUAAACUAUGGCAGGAUGGGUUUUAAAUCAUUGGAAGAGGGAUCAGAAACAAGGUCGAGUAAUGGCCAAAUCCUGUACUUUGGCUGCUAAUUUUAUCAGUUUGAAAUGCCAUCCACUCUUGAAUCAGAUGGAAAUAGUUUUUUUAACUGUCCAGAAGCUGACCAGGAUACAAAUAGUCGAUUAGAUAUUUACCUACUCUUUCUCUCCCUCGCUAAUCCUUUCUCCAUCCACAUGGCAGUCUCCAUACGAGCUUUGUUCAGGUUUGGUAACCAUGUUCGAAUUGCUCACAUAGGUUUUUGGUCUCAGCAGAUCGAUAAACCAAGGGUAGUACUUGUUGUGACAACUGUUCAUACACUUAUCUCAUUUUAUUUGAUUUGAAGAGAAUGAUAUUUUUAGGAAGAAUCGGGUUGAGAAUCUGUUAUAAAGUGAAAGGGUCACAUGGUUCAUUGGAUGUCUUAACUUCUGUCUGGAUGUUUGGGAAAUGGUCAAGAUCAAAGAUUCCUUCAUUGUUGAUUCUAAAGAGCUUGGGGCAUUAACUCAAUGUUCAUGCAAUGCAUUAUCAAGGAAAAUAUAUGGGACGAUUUGAUAAUAUUUAUUAGUAAGCUUUAUGGAUAGAUUGUUUGUGGUGAUAAACUUCUAGCAUUCAUUCAUCCGUGUUUAAUCAUGUGGGAGUGUGCUGUUCCUGAAAAGGCAUUCUAGCUAAUAGAAGUUCCUUGUGGUCCAUGGAUGUCAUUAUAUCCAAAAAUGUGGAGAGUAGAAUAGCUCACCUUUAAAUUUCAACUUUUAGAAGAUAUACGGACCGGUCAACUAGCAAUCUCAUUAAAUGUAUUAGGAUAUCGAUUUUGAUCAAAUCCAAAUUCCUUGAAUCUGAAGGCCUUUGCCCCUACUCUUUUGUGGUCUUUGCUCCAACUCAAGGAAGAAUGGCUAAGAUAAGAUGAUCCAUGGAAGGAUUUGUCUCCUGGUCUUAAUCAGCCUUAUUGGGCAGGCAUACAUUCUUUAUUUUCUUUAGAUAACAUUUUUUUCUAUUUUAGGGCUCAAUUUUCAAGUAAUACACAAAAAAUUAUUUCAUUCAAAUAAAAAUAUUAGGUUUUUUUUUAAGGUUUCGAAAUCAUUUCAAUUCAUGAUGAUAUUAUUGAGUUUCACUGAUGCCUGGUGGAAAUCAAAGAAAAAGGAGAAGAAAGAUCUUGGUGGCAAUGCAAUCAGGCCUGUAUUAUCUCAUCUCCAUUUAUGGAAGGAUGAUAUGAACAUCACCCUUAGUGCUAUUUUGUCUUCUCUUUCCUAAACUUCUUUGUCUUAGUGUUCUGUUCUUCUCUCUCUCCCUCUCCUCAAUUUAGUAAUUUGACUUUUUGCGUAUUAUUGUUCAACUGUCUCAUUCACAGCCAUGUUAUGAAUGCUGCCUUGGUGCUUUAAUCUUUUCUCUCUCCAUGGCGUGAAAAUUAGCCAUAAUGACAGUCAACAUUUUUGAAUGAAUGAUCAGGAUUAGACAACAGUUUUUAAUAAUUGAGUAAAUUUGUAUGAUUUUAACAUGCAAUAUCUCUUUUGCAGUCCUUGACGUUUUCUGACACUUUGAAGAUCAUGUCUUACUUGAAGGGAUGGGCCUCCAUUCCCAACAAGGUAAAAACAAAACUAACUUUUCCACUGACUGUAAAAGUAGAUGUGAGUGUAGUUUUUUUUUUUUUUGCCCUGUUGCCUUCCCAGCGUAAGGCUCUUCAGUUUGCGCCGCCAUUAUCAUCUCUAUGGGUCCAUUUCAUACUUGAGCAGGGAUGGGCCUCCAUUCCCAACAAGGUAAAAACAAAACUAACUUUUCCACUGACUGUAAAAGUAGAUGUGAGUGUAGUUUUUUUUUUUUUUUUUGCCCUGUUGCCUACCCAGCGUAAGGCUCUUCAGUUUGCGCCGCCAUUAUCAUCUCUAUGGGUCCAUUUCAUACGGAGCAUAUCUUAAAAAAUUGGUAGAUCAGCUUCUAUCUGCUUCUCUUUAAAUAUCUUCAGGUAUUGGACAGUUUAAUAUAUAGUCAAAUGCAAAGGAGACAAGCGUUUUGCUAGAGGCUGGGAUAUCUUUCCUCUAGAAAAAUCAGUAAAGGAAAAGAAGAGACACCUCCAGUAUUGUGCCGGUGAAUGAGUCAAAAAAUGAAGUUUUCAUUCAGCUUUCGAAAGAUAGUUGACAAAUUUUCCUUGUCGGGGAAUCAGAAGCUAAUUACUCCCUUGCCCACAUGCCCUCUUAUAGUAUGUAUCUGAGAUAGUAUUCCCGCCCAGUGUUCCAUCAGAAGACGUCCGUGUGCUGUAGAAACCACAGUUCCCCGCAAAGGCAACGAAAUUUGCAUUAAAAUGAGCCGUGUAAAGGUUUCAGUCUAAUGAUUAAAACAGUUCUUGGGCUCUUAGAACAGGUGGUGAGGAGAGUUGGUGUGGCUUGUUAUUCGUCUCAUCUUUUUCAGUUUCCUUUCUCACAGUAGCAUCCCACUCUUUAUGUGUACCUGACUGUUUCUCUCACUAUGCUGCUGCUGCUACUCAAAUGUAGGUUGAGCUCAUCUGCAAGGUGACGACAGUGCUUCUACAGACGCACCACAGCCAGCUAACAGCCACACCUGCUGCCAGGCCAAUUUUAUCAGUCCUGAAGGAAACUCUUCACGAAAGGGUUGAGGUAAUGGCAUGCUAUUGCUAUUGAAUUCACCAACGCCUAUGAUAUCAAUGUAUCUCAUCUCUACGUACCUGCUGUGGAUUAUCUGAGGAAUAUCUUCAAUCUUUAGCGUGAGGAGAUGAGGAAGCACAUGGCUCGCGCCUUGUUUGUGCAUCCCAGGGAGAGGUAACCUGGGUUAAGGUUGAAGAGGGUCUGGUGAUGUUCUGAUGGACUUGGGCCAUCUCACAACUUGGACUUUGCGUUGCCCCUAACUGAAACAGAGCCGUCCCAUAGAGUUGACCUGUUGAGCUGGUUAAUCCAGAAGUGGGAGUUGACAAACCCUGAAUAAGGUGAGGCAGAGGCUACUAGAUUAGGAGAUGACCCGUUGACCCAAAAAAAAAGGCAAAAUUUUGAGGUAAUAUCUCGCAUUUGAAAAAUAAAAAAAAUUAUAUGCAGGAUUCACUACCAUGAUGGUGGUAAAGAAAAUUUUUUGAGGGAUGGAAACGAAGUCAAUGUCGGAUUUCCCCCACUUUCCAGAUUUAUUUAUUUAUUCGAAAAAAAAACAUUGGCAUAUGAAAUUCUGUUCAAAUGUCUGAUAAUGUAUGUUCUCUCUCCUCAAAUGUGUUCAGGAAUGCAAAGACAUGCUGGGCUUUAAUCUUGCCGCCAUGGAUCAUCUCAAGGUUUGCGGUUUGCCUCCAAUUACUCCAUUAAUUUCUUUCCCCUCUCCCCCUCCUCCCCCCGGUUCUCUGUAACGAUUCCUCCGAUCUUUCAGGAGAUGAUGUCCAUUCGAUCGGACGCCCUGUUCCAGGACGCCAAAUCGAAGCUCCAGGAAAUCCGGUCUCUGCAAUCCAAGCGCAUUGAAGACAGGAUGGAUGGAAAGAUGAAGAGGAAAAGGAGACGGCAGAAGGGUUCAAACGAGUUGCUGGCCGCGGCCUGA